UAAGUUUUUAGAUCUUUCAAAGGUCUUCUUCUUCUCCUCCCGAGUUCUCUCUCUCUCUUAUGUUCUUUCGAAGUGUAUUGUUAUUCUUCGGAGCAAUCUUUUUCUAUCUACCGACCCAUUGAUUUAUUUGAUCUGUUCAAGAUUGUUAUUGAAGAUUAUGACGAUUCCCGAUUCAAGAUUCAUGUUAGAAAAUGCUGCAAUUGGGAUACCUUAUACUCCAGAGGAAGAGAAACGGAUCGUGUCUGACUUGGUGAACAAGGCUGAAUUGGAUUUAAAAGUAGGCAACUUGUAUUAUGUCGUCUCCACCAGAUGGUUUUCCACCUGGCAGAAGUAUACUGGCCAGGAGAUUGGUGCCUUCCUCUUCAGCAAGGAUUGUCCUGAUACAGAGUCUUCACGUAUGCCAAACACAGCUGAUAGGCCUGGACCAAUUGACAAUUCUGAUAUAGUGGAAAAUGGAGAUUAUGCUGAUAUUGACCAAAUAGAAAUCAGUAAAACAUUGGAGGAAGGUCGUGAUUAUUUUUUAGUUCCCAAAGAAGCCUGGGACAAACUCCAUCAAUGGUAUGGUGGAGGGCCUGCUUUACCAAGGAAGGUAAUUUCACAGGGUGUUGACAACAAAAAAUUAAGCGUGGAAGUUUUCUCUCUGUGUCUUAAACUGAUUGAUUCUAAGGACAACUCUCAGUCGGUUAUAAGGAUGAGUAAACAGGCUAAUUUGCAUGAACUUUAUGAAAGAGUGUGCAAACUUCGUAAUGUUGACAUGGAAAAGGCUCGUAUCUGGGACUACUUUAACGAGACGAAGCAGUCAGUAUUGACGGAGUCAGACAAAACUCUUGAAGAAUCUAACCUGCAGAUGAAUCAAGAUAUUCUUCUAGAGGUCCAAGUUGAUGGAUUUUGGCCCUCUGGAUUUGGCAUGGAUUCGACUGGAAAUGAAAUGGCUCUGGUCCCUGUUGAACCUUUAAGGUCAUCAUUAACUAUUGCUGGUGGGCCAUCUAUUUCCAAUGGGUAUUCAUCAGGUUAUGGUUCUGGUAUCUAUCAGGGUAGUGUUAGUUCUGGAAUCACAGACAUGGAGGGACUUUCUGAAUUAUCAACAUCUACAAAAAGAACCGAGAAGGAGAAGGGGGGUUUAGCCGGGCUUCAAAAUUUGGGUAAUACUUGUUUUAUGAAUAGUGCUCUCCAGUGUUUGGUUCAUACACCACCUCUUUUUGAAUACUUCUUGGGAGAUUACACUUCUGAGAUAAACAGGCAAAAUCCCCUGGGUUUGCAUGGUGAGCUUGCCAUUGCAUUUGGAGACUUAUUGAGGAAACUCUGGUCAUCUGGAAGGACACCAGUUCCUCCCCGUGCUUUUAAGGGAAAACUUGCCCGAUUUGCUCCACAAUUUAGUGGAUAUAAUCAGCAUGAUUCACAAGAACUGCUUGCUUUCUUGUUGGAUGGACUGCAUGAAGACUUGAAUCGUGUUAAGCAAAAGCCUUACAUUGAAACAAAAGAUUUUGAUGGACGCCCUGAUGAGGAAGUUGCUGAUGAAUGUUGGAGAUAUCACAAGGCUCGCAAUGACUCUAUAAUAGUUGAUGUUUGCCAAGGUCAAUACAAAUCAACACUGGUUUGCCCAGAAUGCAACAAGAUUUCAAUAACCUUUGACCCCUUCAUGUAUUUGUCACUGCCACUGCCUUCAACUGUCACCAGGUCAAUGACAGUAUAUGUGUUUUAUACUGAUGGCAGUGGUCUCCCAAUGCCUUUUACAGUUACUGUCCUAAAACAUGGUAGCUGUAAAGAUCUUUCUCAAGCAUUGGCUACUGAAUGUUGUUUGAGGACUGAUGAGAGCUUGUUGCUAGCUGAGGUAUACGAUCAUAAGAUAUAUCGUUACCUUGACUCACACUCGUUGACAACAAUAAAGGAUGAUGAGCGCAUUGUAGCUUAUCGACUCCCGAAAAAUCAGGCGAAACUAACAAGACUUGAAAUAUGUCACCGACAACUAGAGAAAUGCAUGGGAGAAAGUAUCAAGGCUAGUGAAAGGAAGCUCUUUUUGACACCACUAGUUACAUGUAUAGAGGAUCUACAAACUGGAGCCGAUAUUUAUCAAGCUGUUAAUAAAGUACUUCUACCUUUGAGAAAAACGUAUUUCAUCCCAUCAAAAGUGGAUGAAGGUAAGGAAAAUGGUACUGUUACCGAAGCUGCCCCCUCUUCUAAGGUUGAUAAUUUGUCUGAAGACGCUGAAAUGGAAGAAGCAUCUUCGGAGGAGGAGUUUGAGUAUCAGCUGUGUCUAUCAGAUGAUAAGGGUUUUAGCUGUAGGCCUCUUAAUAAGGAUUCACCAUUGAAGGCGGUUCAAAUGGUUAAGGUAAUGCUGGAUUGGACGGACAGGGAGUUCAAGAUAUAUGAUAAUAGCUAUCUUAAGGAUCUUCCUGAGGCUUUCAAAAGUGGGCAUUUGAUGAAAAAGACUCGACAAGAAGCUGUGUCUUUAUUCUCUUGCUUGGAUGCUUUCUUGAAGGAAGAACCGUUGGGUCCUGAAGACAUGUGGUAUUGCCCUGGCUGCAAGGAACAUCGACAAGCAACAAAGAAACUAGAUCUAUGGAGAUUACCGGAGAUAUUAGUGUUCCACUUGAAAAGAUUCUCAUAUAGCAGAUACCUUAAGAACAAACUAGACACAUUUGUGAAUUUUCCGGUUGAUGAUCUUGAUUUAAGCAAGUAUGUUAAAUGCAAGGAUCCAUCAGGGAGGUCUCAUAUAUACGAUCUUUAUGCCAUUAGCAAUCAUUAUGGCGGUCUUGGGGGUGGCCACUACUCUGCUUAUGCUAAGUUGGUGGAGGAUGAAAGAUGGUAUCAUUUUGAUGAUUCUCAUGUUUCACAAGUGAAUGAAAGUGAGAUAAAGACAACUGCUGCUUAUGUUCUGUUUUACCAAAGAAGAAGAAGUGAAGGGGAGGGGCCAUCAAAUGUGCUAGUAAUGGAUGAAUGAAGGAAAGAUUUGGCGGUUUAGAAUUUUUUUGACUUCUUCUUCUUUGAUCCUUGUCACGAGGAGUAAGGAUUUAUGGGGAAAGGCAGCGGGUUGGGCUUUAGUUUCUGAGGAAUGGGAAUGGGAAUAUUUUUUGGAUAUGAUUUGCGGAAUAUUCUUCUUUCUUUGUUUUUUUAGUAUGAAUUUAGAGUUUUGUUAUCUAUAUUAUAACAAAACUUCCUUUGAUUUUCAUUACUCUAUUAUAUA
This is a messenger RNA of Impatiens glandulifera, 3184 nucleotides long. Its product is annotated as ubiquitin carboxyl-terminal hydrolase 9-like. Gene Ontology annotation, biological process: protein deubiquitination. The transcript has 14 exons. The record is from RefSeq and is a predicted model, not a curated record. Gene Ontology annotation, molecular function: cysteine-type deubiquitinase activity. NCBI's taxonomy places the organism in Eukaryota, Viridiplantae, Streptophyta, Magnoliopsida, Ericales, Balsaminaceae. The coding region runs from base 158 to 2941 and encodes 927 amino acids.